UCUCUGCGCUGUGCUGGCUCUAUGGACGUUACUUGUAUGAGACGCUGAAGUACCCCAUAGGAUUGGUGGAGUCCUGUUUUGGAACCACACCUAUCGAAGCCUGGUCAUCUUCAAGAGUACUGCAGCAAUGUGGACUUGAGAACAGCGGAUUAACAUUUCCUGAUUAUAAAAGGAACUCUGUCUUGUGGAAUGCAAUGAUCCGCCCACUGCUCAAUAUGACCAUCAAAGGAGCCAUCUGGUACCAAGGUGAGGCAAAUGCAUUUAGUCGUCAACCCCGCAAGUACAGCUGUUCCUUCCCUGCUUUGAUUGAUGACUGGAGGAGGGCAUUUCAUGAGGGUUCAGGGGGACAGACAGCUGACGACUUCCCAUUUGGUUUUGUCCAGCUGUCCACAUUCCAACCACACUCGACUGCAGAAAACUUCCCAUUUCUCCGCUGGCACCAGACAGCAGACAUCGGCUAUGUCCCGAAUCCCCAAAUGCCAAAAACCUUUAUGGCUGUGGCUUUGGAUUUACCAGAUCCAUCAUCACCUUUUUUUCC
Molecule: messenger RNA, 538 nt
Organism: Plectropomus leopardus (leopard coralgrouper)
Lineage: Eukaryota; Metazoa; Chordata; Actinopteri; Perciformes; Serranidae
Source: RefSeq, a predicted model, not a curated record